This is a messenger RNA of Macrosteles quadrilineatus (aster leafhopper), 668 nucleotides long. It is a transcript of the gene ATPsyndelta, whose product is annotated as ATP synthase subunit delta, mitochondrial. The coding region runs from base 115 to 606 and encodes 163 amino acids. Gene Ontology annotation, molecular function: proton-transporting ATP synthase activity, rotational mechanism. NCBI's taxonomy places the organism in Eukaryota, Metazoa, Arthropoda, Insecta, Hemiptera, Cicadellidae. The record is from RefSeq and is a predicted model, not a curated record. Gene Ontology annotation, biological process: proton motive force-driven ATP synthesis. The transcript has 5 exons.
GUUUUUGUUUUAGACGUGCUUGUGGUUGGCAACACUGUUAGCAGAGGACAGAAAUUUUCUCAUCUCCUCUCCUUCCACUUCUGUAGGUCAAAAUUAAACAAAUUUAAGCUCACAAUGGCUGCAUCUCUAGCUCGCUCAACCCGUAGUGCUGCCAGGCUCCUGGCCUCAAGAGCCGCAGCUUCUGUUCAACAGAGAGGUUAUGCUGAAGAGAUGGCUUUUACAUUUGCUGCAGCAAACAAGGUAUUCUACAACAAUGCCAAUGUGAAGCAAGUAGAUGUGCCAUCCUUCAGUGGUUCAUUUGGUAUUCUGCCCAAACACGUCCCGACACUUGCAGUUUUGAAGCCAGGAGUAGUGACUAUUUAUGAGCAAGACGGCUCUGCUAAGAAAGUCUUUGUUUCCAGUGGCACGAUAACCAUCAAUGAUGACUCAUCAGUGCAAGUGUUGGCUGAGGAGGCACAUUCCGUGGAAGAUUUGGACAUCUCGGCCGCCCGUGAGGUCCUCAGCAAGGCUCAGAGUGAAUUGUCGUCUGCAUCUAGCGAAGUUGCCAAGGCUGAGGCCCAGAUUGCUGUUGAGGUUGCAGAAGCAUUGGUUGCCGCUGCCCAGUAAACUUUAUCCUUUAUUUGUUGUAGAUAUCCGUGAGCUAAAUAAAAUACCUUUUUGUUAGUUAA